Cricetulus griseus (Chinese hamster) is the source of this 4016-nucleotide messenger RNA. Lineage: Eukaryota; Metazoa; Chordata; Mammalia; Rodentia; Cricetidae. The record is from RefSeq and is a predicted model, not a curated record.
AGGCUGGCCUCGAGAUCCACUUGCCUCUACCUCCCAGGUGCUGGGAUUAAAGGUGUGUGCCACCAGCACCCAGACCGAGCCUUGCUUUUAAAUAUACCCCAGGGGGGACAAGCUUCUACUAGCAGCUCAGAAAUCCUCUUUGCAUGACCCUCCCUCUCCAGGUUGCCCUGUUUCAGAGUCAAGUUUUGUAGUGUGGGUUUCCCUUUGUAUAAGGUACCAUCCCCUCUUUCUUCAUCCUUUGUCCUCAGGCCCCUCUGAGUUCAGCUCACCUUCCUUCAGAAUAAAACUAGAUGCCCCUCUGUGCAUUUUGUUCUCUGCCCCAUGGGUUCAUGUUUCUGGGUCUGAAUUGCCAGUGUGUCUAAUAUGGAAUUCCUCCACGUGUGCAGAUGUGCUCUCUCGCAGCUCAGGUGCCUCUUUGCCUGCCCUCUUGUCUUUGUAAGCUUUCUGUCUCCUCCCAGCCCCCUCUGAGUUAGAAAGGGCUGCUUCCACCUUUCUAACUGUUUUUACAGUCAGACUCUUGUGCUUGGGGCUGCAGGAUUCUGCUGUGAAAUACGUUUCUUGGAAGUGUUUGACCCCUGUCCUGUGUGAGCAGGUCUAGGUCUUCAUAGUUCCGAAGUCCCCUGUCACUCGUCCCCUUCAGUUCACACCUGUGUCUGUGUAUACUCAGCACCUCUCCCUUCCCAGGAGCCCCCAGCCUCCUGCAUUCCCCCCCCCACACACACACACACCCGACUUGCCUGGAGUGGCCUCUCCCAGUCCCCUCUGCUCCCAGCCUGUUGAGAACCCUCAUGUCUGGGGCUCACGCCGCCGCCCCGGCAGUCCACCUGGGAACUGCAUGUGCCGUGGUGUCAUCUAGAGAGCAGACACUCCACUCUAGCAGUGUGCGCUUCCUAACUCAGAGGCCCCCAGAUAAGAUAGGGCAGUCUUCGUUUCAGCGCUUUCCCAGAAUCUGAUCUGCCCGUCUCUGUGUGUGUUGGGCAGCUGAAAGGAUGUGGGAACAGGCCGGCUCUGCCUUAUCAGCUAGGAAAUGGGGAUGGAGCUCGACGGAAGAAUGCUUGCGUGUGCAAGGCCCUGAGCUCCAUCUUCGGGGGAAAGAGGGCACCUAACUGUCUCUUUCCUCCACGUCCUACCUGCCCCAUGGCUCCCAGCAUGCCCCUGGGUUUGGACUAGCCAGACAGCAGAUGUUAAGUCCUACCCAAUUUUUUCCCAGCAGCGUCCGCUUCCAAGAGAGUAUGAAGAGAGUUCGUCUGUAGGGCAGGGAAGAUGGCGGACAAGCGCAAACUCCAAGGUGAGAUUGAUCGCUGCCUCAAGAAGGUGUCCGAAGGCGUGGAGCAGUUUGAAGAUAUUUGGCAAAAGCUCCACAAUGCAGCCAACGCGAACCAGAAAGAAAAGUAUGAGGCUGACCUAAAGAAGGAGAUUAAGAAGCUACAACGGCUGAGGGACCAGAUCAAGACAUGGGUAGCAUCCAACGAGAUCAAGGACAAAAGGCAGCUCAUCGAAAACCGCAAGCUCAUUGAAACGCAAAUGGAACGGUUCAAAGUUGUGGAACGAGAGACCAAAACCAAAGCUAAGCAGGACCGCAUUGAGGGCCUGAAGCGGCACAUCGAGAAGCACCGAUACCACGUGCGCAUGCUCGAGACCAUCCUGCGCAUGCUGGACAACGACUCCAUCCUGGUGGACGCCAUCCGCAAGAUCAAGGACGACGUGGAGUACUACGUCGACUCCUCCCAGGACCCCGACUUCGAGGAGAACGAGUUCCUCUACGCCAGCAGCACGCCCACCUCAACAACUUCCAGCUCUCCCAUCCCACCCAGCCCAGCUAACUGCACUACGGAAAACUCUGAAGAUGAUAAGAAGAGGGGCCGCUCCACAGACAGUGAAGUCAGUCAGAAACCUGUAUUCCCAACACAGCGCCUCUGCUGUACUGAAGAGGACUCCAGAUACUGGUUCUGCUCCCGCCUGCUCCAGCUGUCCCCCUUUGGAGCCCAUGUUUUGUGCCCAUCCUCCUGUAGUGACCUUAGUCUAAGUUGCCUCCAUUCUUUACCCAGAAAGGAAUCCAGUACGGCAGCCCCAACGGGGGCUGGGGGUGGGGCUUCAGGCUCAGGGAACAACUCAGGGGGAGUCAGCCUCUUGGUGCCACUGCCUGUGAAUCCCCCCAGUUCUCCAACACCCAGCUUCAGUGAGGCCAAGGCAGCUGGGACCCUGCUCAAUGGCUCUCCACAGUUCAGCACCACCCCAGAGAUCAAGGUGAGCCCCUCAGAUGUGGGCCCUGAGCCCAUCCUGGGGCAGGAAAUCCAGUGUGUCUACUUUCUAAGGGGAAAAAAAAAACCACAGAAGAGACUGAACGCCCAAGGGAUGGCCGACACCCUGCCUGCAAUUGUGCCAGCCACCUCUCCCCCUCAAGAUCCCCCCCAGCAGCUGAGCUCUCUGAAAUCCAUGGCAGAACGGGCAGCUAUCAGCUCUGGCAUUGAGGACCCUGUGCCAACGUUACACCUGACAGAGCGAGACAUCAUCCUGAGCAGCACAUCAGCACCCCCCACCUCAGCCCAGCCACCCCUGCAGCUGUCAGAGGUGAACAUACCAUUGUCACUGGGCGUGUGUCCACUGGGGCCAGUGUCCCUCACCAAGGAGCAGCUCUACCAGCAGGCCAUGGAAGAGGCCGCCUGGCACCACAUGCCCCACCCCUCUGACUCCGAGCGCAUUCGGGUGGGCUCUCCACCUCAGUUGGUCUGCUGUGGGCCAGAGGCCAGCCCUGAUGCCCUGCCCUGUCCCCCUGCUCUCUACCCAGUGUGGCUACCUCUCUGUCCUCCUCUGUGUUUUCUUUCCCAGGGAACCAAGGCGCAGUACUUGGCAGCCAAGGCCCUGAAGAAGCAGUCCUGGAGAUUCCACACCAAGUACAUGAUGUGGUUUCAGAGGCAUGAGGAGCCCAAGACCAUCACAGAUGAGUUUGAGCAGGUGAGGGCCCUGCCCACCCUGUCCCACUGGUGUAUGGCUCGUGUCCCCAAGCCUAGUCCUGUGCUGCUGGCCUUCGGCCUUCUGCAGACAGACCAAACUGGCCUCCCAGGCUGUUCACCUGGCCUGGGAUGCUAUCCCUCUCCAUUUGGUGGAUUCCUGGUGCUUUAGGUCUGAGCCAUUGUCACUCCUUCCAAAGAGCUGCUAACUGCCUCCACCAUGCAGCCCUGGGUACUUUAGUUGAGUGUGUGGGAAUUUCUAGUUGGCAUCUCCUGAACCUGACCUCAGUGGCCCCUUCAUUUCCUGGCAGCCAGCAGACUGAGCUGCUUGGGACUGAGCAUACUUGGAAGGAAGGCUUCUUAGGCGGCCUUCUCAAGUCUCAACCAUUAGCUGAUUAGAAACUCCACUCCCUAAAUACCCCAAAGCCAACUGAUCUGGGUUUGAGCCCAGUUCUCUCUGGAUGAUCUUGGACAAGUCAGUGGAAUCCCUCUAUCUGUAAAAAUGGGAGUGGCAGCACCCAUCUCCCAAGUUGUUACAAGGAUUAAAUAAGUUACCAUGUAAGUACUAAUGGUGCCUGCUAUACAGUGAGCGUCACGGAAAUUUUAAUUGUUUUCAGUGGGUGUGUUCCAUGGUGGCUUUCCCUGUACACAUUUUCCCCACCUACACCUCGGGUGCCAAGCCGGCCCUCCCUCGGUGGUCCCCGUUCUCACAGAACUGUUGCAUCCCCACAUUCCUCCAGACCACCUGGAAGCAUUUCAGACACUUGAGCCAGCCAGCUUUUCUUGCUGCCUCCUCUCCCACCCUGGUUUGGGCCUCGACAUUAAUGCGUGUCAGGGCGCUGAGUCUCUCAGAAUCUGUCACAGUGCAGUGUCUCCCUGCAGGGCACUUGGGUGUUGGGUGUAGAUGCUGCAUCUGUCACAUAGUAGGCCACCCGUUGGUGCCCAUCCCUCAGCGUCUGAACAUAAGCCUAGGCCUUGUACUUAGCCAAGGCCCUCCAAAGCUGUAAAGAAAGCAUUCAGGCCCACCGGGCACGGCAUGUCCUUGUCUCUGAUGGCUGCCUCUCG